AUGCAGGAGUCUCCGGGUGCCGUGGGUGUCGAUGGCAGCUACGCCAGCAACGUUCCAGCCUUCCUCACCAAGCUGUGGACCCUGGUGGAGGAUCCAGAUACCAACCAUCUCAUCUGCUGGAGCGCUUCUGGGACCAGUUUCCAUGUCUUUGACCAGGGACGCUUUGCCAAGGAAGUCCUGCCAAAGUACUUUAAACACAAUAAUAUGGCGAGCUUUGUUCGACAGCUCAACAUGUAUGGUUUCCGUAAGGUGGUGAACAUUGAGCAGAGCGGCCUAGUGAAGCCUGAAAGAGACGACACAGAGUUCCAACAUCUGUAUUUCCUCCAAGGACAUGAACACAUGCUGGAACACAUUAAGAGAAAGGUGUCCAUAGUGAAGAGUGAGGAGACCAAAGUACGUCAGGAGGACCUGAGUAAACUGCUCUAUGAAGUCCAGCUUCUCAGAACACAGCAGGACAACAUGGAGUGUCAGAUGCAGGACAUGAAGCAGCAGAAUGAGGUGCUGUGGAGAGAGGUGGUCUCACUGAGACAGAAUCACACGCAGCAACAGAAAGUCAUGAACAAGCUGAUUCAGUUUCUGUUCAGCCAGAUGCAGUCCAACACACCCAGCACUGCGGGCCUAAAAAGAAAGCUGCCCCUGAUGUUGGACGAUGGCUCUCCCAGUCCUCCGGCCUCCAAGUUCAGCCAUAGUCACCCAAUGGAGCCCAUGCAUGAGCCCUUCUACAUCCAGUCGCCAUCCAGUGAUACUGCCUCUUGCUCUACUAGUGGGCUGACAGGAGGACCGAUUAUAUCCGACGUAACUGACAUGUCACAGGCUAGUAUGGCUCUCCAGAUGCAGCCUGAUGAGACCAGGGAGAAGUGCAUGAUGCUUAUCAAAGAAGAGCCUGUGAGUCCAGGAGUCAGAGGAGGAGGGAAAGGAGGCAGUGCAGGGGGAGGAGAGGCCGUAGCGCUGGCCUCCUCCUGUGAGGUGUGCUCUUCAGAGCCACCUGUCCUCCCUGUCGCAAUGGUCCAGUCGGUUCUGGAGGGGAGGGGCUCUGUGGCCUCGACAGUGGAGAGGAGGAGUAAGAGACCGGCCCUGGACAGGGUGGAAGUUUCAGAUGCAGUGGAGAAUGUGGAUAUGAGCCUGGAGGAACUGCAGCAGCUGCUGCUCAGGAGCCAUCAGCAGAGCACUGUGGAAGCUGGGACCAGCGCUGUUCUGGAUCCCUUCAGUUUAAGCCUUCCUCUGACUGAGUGGAACUUCACAGAGAUGGAGUCCAACCUCAAAUCAUACAUGUUCCAGAACCAGGAAGUGGAGGCUUUUCAAGCUUCUGGCUGUGAGGAGCAGUAAUCCAUUUGUGCUGUGGACUGUCUUUUCUGAAAUGGAAGGCUACAUAAGCUGAUGUUCUCCUCAUUAUUCCACUCUGCAUGGGUUUGAUCCCACGGCUCUGCCAGGCUGCUUCUUACACGUUGCUUCCUUCUAUCUUUCCUUCUUUCUUUCUUUCUUUCUUUCUUUCUUUCUUUCUUUCUUUCUUUCUUUCUUUCCAUUCACAAACCUACAAAAUGCAGCAAUGAAAAAGACUCAAACCUUACAUUACCUUGCCCUGCCGAUGGGCCUAUCAGCCAGCAGCUGUAUGAGCAUGACCGCUGCUUGCAUGAAAAAAGACGCUGGUCAAAGUUUACUAAAGUUACCCAAACAAACAAGUGUGGUCUGACACGAAUAUAGCGAGACUCUAAUAUUAAGCCAACUGGAUACAGACAGGGCAUUCUUGGCUCUAGGCACUUUAGUCUUUGUGUGAGAGGGAGUUCCUGCUUGUGGAAGUGACGUUUUCUUCCUCUACUGUAUAAAGAAUCUAUGGCUGAUGUACAAAUGAAUAUUUUUAUUAUUUUAUCCUUAUUACACAUUUUUUUAUUUGUAUCCAAGAGAAAACUUUGGCGAAGAAGUCGCUGUGUAGCAUACUGUAUAUUACAUGUUCUGUUUAUUUCAGCCUGUGUAAGGGUGUUGAAAAUUUAAGGGAUCCUCAAAUAUUUCAUGAUAAAUGUGUUGAGAUGAAUCAGAGGUGAUUUAGCCUUCCGUUAUAGCAAAGGUUCUUCUUGCAAAAAUUAGAACGCAAGCCACUCUAGUAUCUAAAACAUUAAGAAACCUUUGGUUGUUUAAAAGCAUAUUAUGAUGGUUUUACACACUGAAGUGCCCAUCUAAUGUAUCUUUGCACAGGCCUGACAUGUAGCUAGAGACUUGGUUACUUAUCUUCUGUCCAUUUUAAAUGUGAAGUUUAAAGGAAAUAUUAAAAGAUAGACUUCUCAUUUGACAAAACCAUGAACACCACUGCAUUUUUGCACAAUCUGUAUCAGUAGUCAUGACAACAGGUCAUUUAUUUUGUGUUUGUAGAUGACCAACACUUUGUCGCUCUACACAUGCCUGUCUAAGAGUGGCCUCAAUAACAGGGUUCUUGAAAACUUGAAGGCAAAUUUUAGUCCCGGAGACAAGAUGUCUCUGAAUGUUACUUCAGUUUUUAUUUGGAAACAAAGGCCACACUUUUAGUUGAUACUUGAGUGAGCAUAGAACAUAACAUCACUGAUAGAAAACUCAUGACAGCUACUUUUCAUACUUUGUAGAAAGAAGAACACUCAACUGUCCAGGAGCUCGUCUUUAAAAAGAUUUAUGAUUAUGAUUGAUAUAUUUCAUUAUAUGGUGGGUUGGUUAUUUGAGAAUUGUAUCUGUUAUAGAACCAUGAAUACCUGCUUAAGGACUGCAUAUUUAUUCUCAAGAUUAGUUAAGAUAAUCAAUAACCAUUCAAUGUAAAAUAUGUGUUCACUGCACUGGUUGCAGGCAACAGUUUAGAGGUUAAUUGAUGUGAAAUAUUGGAAAUAUCCUGGUGAUGAGUUGAAUCGUGCAAUACUGUACAGAACUGUGAGAACUCACACAAUUGCAAUACAUGGAUGACCAUAGGAAUGUAGGAAACAGCAACUGUGAGUGGUGGACUGGAACACACCCUGGUAAGAUGUGUUGCAGAAGGAUAAUGUUAGCCUGCGAGACUUUUGGGGAGGCGUACAAUUUAGCCUGCGGCAAUGCUACAAAUCCUGCUUUGCAAAUGCCUUUUUGCACAUAAUAGCUGGACAUUUUGUCCCCUUUGUGAAUCUUAAAGCAGAGCAAAAAGAUUUUAACAAACUGACCUGCAACUUCAUCGUCAAAGCUACAGGCCAAUGCUAGAAAGGCUAAAACUCAGGGUAGCGAUUUGCAUUAGCCUUUUGAAAAGGGCAUCGCAUUGUCUCCAUCAUGUACUUUUGAAUCUGUGUAUUACUACCACGACUUAUAAUUAUGACUCCAACUGUUAAAAGUUAGAAAACAAAUUCCUCUGACAUAGACAUGAUCACAAUUUAGGUUUUUAUGUCUGCAUUAAAUGAGGAAAAUGCGCUACGAAAGACUAGGCCGUGGCUGUGUUCCUAUUUAGGUCAAUUAAAAAGCUAAUGGAAACUGCUCCCUGCAGGUUAACAUUCUUUUGUGGCAGAGCCUCCUUCUCAGGGCAUACUUUGGGGAGAAGGGUGAACAAACAAUCUGUGGUGUGGAAUUGCACUAAAUCCCAGUUGUAUGAUAUUUGAGAGUAUACAGUACAUUUUAGACAUAGCAUUUAUUCUUGUUCCUCAAUAUGAGUGUUAAUGAUUUUUUUUUUUUCAAGGAGUGAUGAAUACACACAUUCAGUUGCUUUUGUGUUCUUAAUUUAUUCUGUUUUCAAUUUUUAACAUUUGCACUGGAAAUGAACGGAUGUGUGUUCAAAUGACAUUUAUGCUUGUCAGGAUUGCAGAUAGAUAAGGAUAAGAUAAAUACAUAUACAAUAAACAAAAAAAACUGACUUUCUUGUUUCAACAAAAUUUGCUUGGUGUCCAUAAAGACACACAGGCAAUUUUAGUGCCGAUGCCUUCCUUUAAAGUGGGCCACAACCUGCUGAAAAUGUGAAAUUGUUUUUAAUGGGUUUUUGCAAAGACUAAAGUGUA
Cyclopterus lumpus (lumpfish) is the source of this 3968-nucleotide messenger RNA. It is a transcript of the gene hsf4, whose product is annotated as heat shock transcription factor 4. The coding region runs from base 1 to 1326 and encodes 441 amino acids. NCBI's taxonomy places the organism in Eukaryota, Metazoa, Chordata, Actinopteri, Perciformes, Cyclopteridae. The transcript has 13 exons. The record is from RefSeq and is a predicted model, not a curated record. Gene Ontology annotation, biological process: regulation of DNA-templated transcription. Gene Ontology annotation, molecular function: sequence-specific DNA binding; DNA-binding transcription factor activity.